Messenger RNA from Eremomyces bilateralis CBS 781.70, 780 nucleotides. Its product is annotated as CBD9-like protein. NCBI's taxonomy places the organism in Eukaryota, Fungi, Ascomycota, Dothideomycetes, Eremomycetales, Eremomycetaceae. The transcript is spliced from 6 exons. The record is from RefSeq and is a predicted model, not a curated record. Bases 1 to 780 code for a protein of 259 amino acids.
AUGGGCCUCUUCAACUCACUCAGCCAGGCAGUCUGCCUCCUGUCCUUUGCCACAUCGCUCGCGGGCGCGCAAAAGGCGGAGGGAAGCGCGUUCACCGACGCGACGUCGCAAAUUUCGUUCUGGAACACGAAGGUGGCGAGCACGGGGGGUUAUGAGUUUGGCAUCGCGCUGCCACCGGACGGGAGCGCGAAGAAUGAUGAGUAUAUCGGCCGACUGGUCGGUGUGAUAGGGGCGAAGGGCGGCUGGUCUGGGAUCAGUCAUAAGGGGCCGAUGACAAACAGCCUGCUCCUUCUGGCGUGGGCGGACGGAGAUAAAGUGACGACGAGUUUCCGAUGGGCGACGGAGUAUUCUCUGCCGGAUCCGUAUGGUGGAAACGCAACGUUGACAGAAAUUUCACAUAAAGUGAACGCCACUCACUUUGAGUUGGUCUACCAAUGUCAAGGAUGUUGGAACUGGGAACAAGAUGCAGAGACGACAGCAUCCCAGGAUCCUGCCACGGUCGAUAGCCUCGCUCUUGGAUACGCGCAAGGCAAGCAAAGCCCCGCACCGGUCACGGACGUGAACGGCCGGAUUAGCUUCCAUGACAAUGGCUUUGGGAUAUACACGGUGGACGUGGCGAAUGCUAGGCAGGAGGGAUAUGAGGGAUUCCUAGGCGGCUCAAGCAGCUCACCCAACUCACCCAGUUCAGGCAGUUCAAACAGUUCAAGCAGCUCGGGCAGCUCGGGCAGCUCGGGCAGCUCGGGCAGCUCGGGUAGCUCACAACCUCAACUAGUGUGCUAG